AUGGCAGACCAGCGUCCUCAGUAUUCGACCCCAUCCAUGGAUGCUUCCGAUCACACCCAUAACACAAAAACACAGGGUUCCAAACGCAAGAGAGUAUCUGUUGCGUGUCGAUCCUGUAGGAUCCGCAAGUCUCGUUGCGAUGGCGCACGACCAUGUUCGACAUGCGAAGAUAUGGACGCGGAGUGCAGAUAUGAGCAGUCGUACAACCAGCCUGUAGCAAUAAAUAACCCUGACAGCAGUGAGCGGGAAGAGGGGGGUCUACUCGAGCAGCGGGUACAGGCGAUAGAAAAAAGGUUGCGGCUUUCUGGCUUAAACGAGAAAUUCGAUAGCCAUGGAGUCCACACAGCUACCACUCCCGAAACACAGGAGAACCACGAACCCCGAAGUAGUCCGGGAGUGAAAGGCCCGUUGGAUCAAGACGAUGAAGUGGAUGGUAUGGGCGCCGUGGCACUCAAAGAUGGGGCUGACGAAGAAGAAUACUUCGGUAAAGUUCAAUUUAUCCCCGCAUUAUUUUAUGGGACCCUGUCUAAAGUUUUAAAAGGCGCUUCAUCUAAUGUGGCUUUCUUGCGCCUCAUUAUCCAUGCCGUUGGCCAUCCAGUUAACUCGGCCGACAAUUUACCUCUCUCAAACACAGUCGUUUCCACCGAUGGACAAUCGAACGAUAACCGCUUCGAUGCAUUCCUGAGAAGACCAUCGGGUAUCAGCAGUCUACCUGAAAGUAAGGGAAGAGUUCGCAUCGAUCCCUUCGCGCUUCCCCCUCAAAUGGAAGCAGACGCCUUGUUGCAUUUGUUCUUCACCACCGUCAAUCUGAUGCUUCCUUGCAUCCAUGAAGACUCGUUUCGAGACAUGUAUAAGAAGCUGCAGGUUGACGGGACUCGGGGUGUUCGGAGAUCCUGGCUAGGCAGUCUAAAUGUCGUGUUCGCUCUCGCCACAAAUGUGAUGACGGCGACUUCACCGAAUAUUGAAAGGGCUACGAGAUCCAUGCAAUUAUUCCUUUUGAUGGAGACGUACCUCGAAGGAACUACGUCUUCAUCACUUGCCUGGACCUUACAUGGCCUAGCUGUGAAAGGAGCAUACCAGCUUGGUCUUCAUGUCAUGAAUUUGAAGAGCAUCUCGCAAACCGAUCGGGAAGUGCGCAGGAGGUCAUGGUAUUGGUGUGUUAUGAAUGAUCGGUAUGUGUCUGUAAUUUCGUAUAUGGUGAAGUGUACUGAUGAUGAAAAGAUUCCUGAGCACGACUUACGGACGGCCCCCUUUGAUUCCCUUAUCUCAUGUGAGACUUGA
Penicillium hordei is the source of this 1281-nucleotide messenger RNA. RefSeq lists its product as uncharacterized. The record is from RefSeq and is a predicted model, not a curated record. The transcript is spliced from 4 exons. The coding region runs from base 1 to 1281 and encodes 426 amino acids. Gene Ontology annotation, cellular component: nucleus. Gene Ontology annotation, biological process: DNA-templated transcription; positive regulation of transcription from RNA polymerase II promoter by galactose. Lineage: Eukaryota; Fungi; Ascomycota; Eurotiomycetes; Eurotiales; Aspergillaceae. Gene Ontology annotation, molecular function: zinc ion binding; DNA-binding transcription factor activity, RNA polymerase II-specific; RNA polymerase II cis-regulatory region sequence-specific DNA binding.